Messenger RNA from Puntigrus tetrazona (Sumatra barb), 1170 nucleotides. RefSeq names its product hepatic lectin-like. The coding region runs from base 74 to 862 and encodes 262 amino acids. NCBI's taxonomy places the organism in Eukaryota, Metazoa, Chordata, Actinopteri, Cypriniformes, Cyprinidae. The record is from RefSeq and is a predicted model, not a curated record. The transcript is spliced from 5 exons.
UGCAGUCCACACACCAGCAACUUUGACUCUAGUCGACUCACACCAGUGCUACUGCAGUAUUGAGAUAUAAGAAAUGGAAAGAAAAAAUGCAGUGGAGACAAUCACUGAUGCCAACAGAGAUGCUAGAAACCGUCAUAACGUCAGGACAGAAACAGAAAAAUCAGACACCAAGAGACACCAAACACCUCAACACACAGGAAGUGGAUCAGAGAAGAUCAGACGCUACAGAUCGGCUGUAGUGUGUUUGGUUCUGCUGUGUGUUCUUCUGCUGACUGCAGUCAUAAUGCUGUCUGUCAAUCUCCAUAAUAUGAUUGAGGAUUUUUACAUCAAGAACAAAAACCUCACCGACGAGAUAACGGAGUUAGCAAACAAAAAAUCUAACUUGGACAAUAAUGUUAAAGCAUUGUCAGCUAAGAAAGAAGAUCUAAUAAAAACACAAAAGCAUUUAAAGGAGAAUAUGCAAGAAUUGUUGACGCAGAAAAGCAAAAUGGAUGGAUGGAAGUGCCAUCAAUCCAGUCUCUACUAUGUUUCCUCAGAGAAGAAGAACUGGAUUCAGAGCAGAGCAGACUGUACAGACAGAGGAGCAGAUCUGAUCAUCAUAGACAACAAAGAAGAACAAGACUUUUUGAAAAGAGUUUCUGGUGAUUCUGAGGUUUGGAUCGGUCUGACUAAGGUGGAUGGCACAUGGAAAUGGGUUAAUGAAAGCACAGGGACUCAACCUGGGUUCUGGGCGUCUAGGAAACCCAGCGAUAGCUCUGGUAACGAGAAUUGUGCUGUGAAUCUGUCAUCAGGGUUUGCUGAUUAUUCGUGUGUUACAAAAAAGUUUAAAUGGAUCUGCGAGAAGAACAAUUUGAAGAACUAAUAACACUGAAUGGUUAAUAAAGGGUUGUUACAACAUGUUUGGUCUCGUUCCACAAAUUCUUGUCCUCAUGUAAUAAAUCAUCUUUAUCACUGAAACUCUGAGUAAGCUCAUCUAUUAUAUUUUGUUACUAAUAUAUCAUAUAACAAAGUCAAACUUUGUUACUAAUAUAUCAAAUAACAAAGUCACACUUAAAGCUAAAAAUGUUUCACUAUUAACACAAAAUAAAUAGAAAAGACUGUCAUCAAUGAUAGAACUAUUCCCUUUAAGAAAGAAAGAAAUAAUUUCAUUUAUAAAAACAAGAAACUGAG